Molecule: messenger RNA, 3019 nt
Organism: Carassius carassius (crucian carp)
Lineage: Eukaryota; Metazoa; Chordata; Actinopteri; Cypriniformes; Cyprinidae
Product: suppressor of tumorigenicity 14 protein homolog
Exons: 18
Coding region: 59-2467 (802 amino acids)
Biological process (GO): acrosome reaction; proteolysis
Molecular function (GO): serine-type endopeptidase activity; protein binding
Source: RefSeq, a predicted model, not a curated record
UUAGGAUAAGGACUGGGAACAAGCUGACACAUUCUUGCCAGCAUCAGAUAAUAAAAAGAUGGAGAAGAAGAGGGGCCCUGGGAAAGUUGGGAUCAUUGUUGUUCUGGUGAUCUCGGCAGCUGUUUUGGCUUUGAUCAUUGGGCUUCUGGUCUGGCAUUUCCACUUCCAGAAGGAUUUGAAGUCACAGAAGAUUUACACCGGCUCAGUUAGGAUAGCAAAUCAAGCUUUUGUGGAUGCGUAUGAAAACCCGGACAGUGCAGAGUUUAAAGACUUGGCAAACCAAGUCAUGGCUCAGCUAAAAUCAAUGUACUCAGAAUCUCCACAACUGUCUAAAUAUUACAUUGGUUCCGAAGUCCAAGCCUUCAGUGAGGGCAGUGUAAUAGCUUACUAUGAGUCAGAGUUUGCCGUUCCAGCGGGACAGGAAGCAGCAGUGGAUCAGGCUGUGAACAGGUUAAGCUCCAAAGUUCGCAGAGUUGGGGAAAAACAGGGUCCCCUGGUCUUUGAUCACGUUGUGUCUUCAGCUCUGGACACACGUUUGUUCUCAAAAGCCAGGACAAGUAUGAGAUACUCCCAGCAUGCCAAGAGUUCUGCUGAAGAGAUCAUUACAUCACCAGGUUUCCCCGACAAACCUUAUGCUCCAGACACUUUUGUGCAGUGGCAGCUUCGGGGAGACCCAGGCCACGUGCUAAAGUUGUCUUUUGACACCUUCAACCUGGAAGAAAACUGUUCAAAUGACUUUGUGAGAGUGUAUGACUCAUUGGUUGCCUUGGACAAACACCUCAUGGAAGAGGAGUGUGGCUUUUAUUCUCCCAGUAAUCCCUUAAAUUUCAUCUCAUCCCGGAAUGUUAUGCUGGUCACCUUGGUAACCAACGAAGAAGGGAAUUUUCCGGGUUUCAGAGCCCGUGUCACUCAGAUCAGUCAAGAUAGCAGCGAUCUUGCAUGUGGUGGUAAAUUGAGUGGAACGUCUGGUAGUUUUAAAUCACCCAACUUCCCCAGUUAUUACCCACCCAACAAAACAUGUCAGUGGGACAUCGAGGUUCCCGAUGGUAAACACAUCAAGUUAAGGUUCCCCACGUUCAUGGUUUCUACAGGGAGUCUGAAUCAUUGCUCUGGAGAUUAUGUGCAGAUUGUUGGUAAAAGCAUAUUGUGUGGAAAGCAGCCUGAUAAUCCCAUGGUGACGGUCAACAGUAACAAGAUGACUGUUGUGUUCAAAUCGGAUUCAUCACAAGUAGAUCAAGGUUUUAGCGCCACUUAUGAGGUCUUUGAGCCCACUGACCCCUGUCCGGAUAAGUUCCAGUGUGACAACAAGCGCUGUAUAAACCCAUCUUUGCGCUGUGACGGCUGGAACGAUUGUGGUGACAGCACAGACGAGAGGAACUGCAAAUGUGAUGCCAGCAUGAUCCAGUGCAGAAACGGGGUCUGUAAGCCGAUGUUCUGGCGGUGUGAUGGAGUAAAUGACUGUGGAGAUGAUACAGAUGAACUUAAUUGUGGCUGUAACGUUGGAGAAUUUCAAUGCGACAACAAUCAGUGUGUCUCAGAGAAGCUGAAGUGUGACGGGAAUCGUGACUGUAAAGAUGGCUCAGAUGAAGACGGCUGUUCAAGAGAUAUCUGUAAGGACUCAACGUUUCUGUGCGGUAAUGGCAAAUGCAUAACCAAACCGAACCCUAUGUGUGACGGGCAAAAUGACUGUGACGACGGAUCAGACGAGUCCAACUGCAACUGUGGUAAGAAGGCUAACACGAAGCCUCGAAUUGUGGGUGGUCAGGAAGCAGAUGUGGAUGAGUUCCCAUGGCAGGUCAGCCUGCACGUUAAAAACACCGCACAUGUUUGCGGCGCAUCAAUCAUCAGUGAACAAUGGAUUGUGACGGCUGCCCACUGCGUACAAGACGAAGCCAAAAUCAAAUAUUCUCAGCCGGGGACAUGGGAAGCAUACUUGGGUCUCCACACACAAAAAGAGAAACAGAAGGCAACAAAGAGAUUGCUAAAACAAAUCAUUCCUCACAAGAACUACAAUGCCUACACGUAUGACAACGACAUCGCUCUGAUGGAGCUGGACUCACCCGUGACCUUCAGUGCGAACAUUCGACCCAUCUGCUUGCCCACUGCCACUGACGUCUUCCCGGCUGGUGAAACGGUCACUAUCAGCGGCUGGGGUGCCACUAGAGAAGGAGGCUCUGGAGUGACUGUGCUGCAGAAAGCGAAUGUUCGCAUCAUCAACAGCACGGUGUGUGACGAACUAAUGGACGGUCAGAUCACAUCUCGCAUGACGUGUGCUGGCGUUCUGUCAGGAGGAGUGGAUGCUUGCCAGGGGGAUUCUGGUGGUCCUAUGUCUGUUUUAUCAAAUGAGCGUAUGUACCUGGCAGGAGUGGUGAGCUGGGGUGAUGGCUGUGCUCGCAGAAAAAAGCCUGGCGUCUACACAAACGUGACAAAAUUCAGGGCCUGGAUCAAGGAGAAGACAGGAGUAUAAGUUGCCUCGAAGAUUAUAAUGAACUGAAAACCGUUUUGUUUUUUCAGGUUGCAAAUAUUUUAAUAACAUGCAUGGUCUGGCUGAAGAGAAGGCUGGACUCUUGACCUGUUUUUUGUCUAACAGUUGUUUUAUAUGUUUAUAUAUUUUAUGAGAGCGGAAGGAAGGUUUUAUUCCGUCUUAAGAUGUGUAAAUAAAUGCCUUGUUUUCUUUUUUUAAAGGUUCAUUCUUAAAGUGAAGCUUUUAUUAUUUGAAUAUAAAGGAUUUAGUUUUUAGUUUUGGUCUGUACCUUGGGUUUUUUCUGGUUCCAGGAGUAUUCCAGGAGUCACACUCACAUACUUGAAUGUGAACAUCUUCAGUUUUUUAUGACUUGUGCAAUAUGUAUGUAUGUAAUGUGAGAGUUAAACAUGGAAACACUUGAAAGGAAGUCUGGAGUGCUUUAGGUUUGAUUGAGGGACUACAUUUAACACUUGAAAAAUACAUUUAGAAACAAAAAAACAUUGUUUCAUCCACCAUGAUUUAACAGUUUAGCAAAUAAAAUGUGUAUCUGGUAAA